UCUCUGAUUAUAGCGUCUCUACAGCUGCUGUACUCGCAUGCCAAUCGGUCGCCAAAAAUUGCCUUAUGUGUGUUACAUGUAUAGCGGGAGGUGAUUGGUUAUCGCGUCGUUUCUUGCCACGCGUUGCUGCCGUGUUAUAUGCUGAGACGAGCGGGUUAUUCUAAUCUUUCGAUUGGACCCGCAAUUUUACGAGUCAGUCGAAUAUGUCAGUUCAAAUGUGAACGCCGCGGGAAGCGCGUGUGACUGGUAGGCACGGAAGCUAUUAGCGAGCUAGAGUCAAUCACAUCUAUUCAGAAUCAUGUCGCAGUAUGAGGAUGCCAUUCUGGAAGCCAAAGACAAAGAGGAGAAUUUGCUCGAGGAAUCAGGAAUACGACAUCGCAUUCCAUGGAGCGAUCGUGUGUUGUUAAACAGUGAGAUACCUGGUUUACACGAGGUUAAAGAGUUACUGGAUGACGAUGAUGCGAGUUGUCUGGCAGAAGAGGAGGACGGAGUUGGGUGCCCUUUGCCCUCGACUCCGGAAGAUGAUCACCUUCUGGACUGUGAAAUGACAGAAGUAUUGAAGGCAGGCGUGUUGAGUGAUGAGAUUGAUCUGGGCGCCUUGGCACAUAACGCAGCGGAACAGGCUGAGGAGUUUGUUCGAAAAGUGUGGGAGGCGUCAUGGAAACAAUGCCACUUUAGAAAUCUGCCGAGAUGGUUGCAGGACAACGAUUUUUUGCACGCCGGUCAUAGGCCGCCACUGCCUUCAUUUUAUGCGUGUUUCAAAAGUAUCUUUCGAAUCCACACAGAGACUGGCAAUAUCUGGACACAUUUGCUAGGCUGCGUUGCCUUUAUCGGUAUAGCUAUAUUUUUUCUAACGCAACCUCCUAUAGAGAUACAAUUGGAGGAGAAAGUGGUGUUUGGUAUCUUCUUUGCUGGCGCUAUAAUUUGCCUAGGAAUGUCGUUUGCCUUUCACACAGUUCAUUGUCACAGCGAAUGCGUUGGAAAACUGUUCUCCAAGUUAGAUUAUUGUGGCAUCGCUAUGCUUAUUAUGGGUAGUUUUGUACCGUGGCUUUAUUAUGGAUUCUAUUGCGACUACCAACCCAAACUAAUUUAUCUCUCUGUGGUGGUUGUCCUCGGCAUAACCAGCAUAGUAGUAUCGCUUUGGGAGCGAUUCGGCGAGCCGAAUUAUCGUCCGCUCAGAGCCGGAGUCUUCAUGGGAUUCGGACUUAGUGGGGUAAUACCAGCGGUACAUUAUGCUGUCGCCGAAGGUUGGUUCAAGGCGAUCAGUCAAGCAUCUCUCGGAUGGUUAAUACUGAUGGGAUGUCUGUAUAUAUUAGGAGCAUUAUUCUAUGCUUUAAGGGUACCUGAACGUUUUUUCCCAGGAAAGUUUGAUAUUUGGUUUCAGAGCCAUCAAAUCUUCCAUGUAUGGUAAUUGCGGCCGCUUUCGUUCAUUACCACGGUAUUACGGAGAUGGCAAUGCACAGAAUGACAAUAG
Molecule: messenger RNA, 1474 nt
Organism: Ooceraea biroi (clonal raider ant)
Lineage: Eukaryota; Metazoa; Arthropoda; Insecta; Hymenoptera; Formicidae
Product: adiponectin receptor protein
Biological process (GO): adiponectin-activated signaling pathway
Cellular component (GO): plasma membrane
Molecular function (GO): signaling receptor activity
Source: RefSeq, a predicted model, not a curated record